AAAUUGGGAUUAGAAAAUAGUUGAGGAAACAAGUGUUAAUAAAUGAAUAUGGCCAUGGAAACACACACAGGAGAUCAGUUACAAGUUAAUUACAAGAAAGUUCCUUCUGUCCAGGAAAUGGCUAAGACGAAACUCGUGACCAUUCCAUCGCGAUACAUACGUGAUAAUCAGGACCCUUCAAUUGCAUCAUCAAAUUAUAAAGAAGUUCCAGUAAUUGAUAUGCAACGAUUAAUCAAUGACUCCAUGAAUCUCGAGCUUAACAAGUUGCACUUUGCAGCCAAAGAAUGGGGUUUCUUUCAGUUGAUUAAUCACGGAGUUAAUUUUUCGAUGAUGGAGAAGAUGAAAGACGAGAUUAAAAAAUUAUUCAAUCUUCCAUUGGAAGAGAAGAAGAAAUUUGAACAAUCGUCAGGGGAAUUAGAAGGAUUUGGACAGCUGUUCAUUGUCUCUGAUGAACAAAAGCUUGACUGGGCUGACCUCUUUUUCUUGAAAAUAGCACCGAUAUACUUACGGAGGCCUAUAUUUUCCAAGCUUCCCCUUUCGCUUAGAGAGACAAUUGAAGAAUACUCAAAAGAAGUGAAUGAGCUAAGCAUGAAAGUUUUGGAAAUGUUGGGUAAAACUUUGGGGAUUGAUGAAGAGGAAGUGAAGAGUGUUUUUGAAGAAGGAAUGCAAUCAAUGAGGAUGAAUUAUUAUCCGCCGUGUCCACAACCAGAAAAAGUGAUGGGACUUUGCCCUCACUCAGAUUCCUCUGGUUUAACAAUCCUUCUUCAAGUCAAUGAAAUUGAAGGUCUUCAAAUUAAAAAAGACGAAAUUUGGAUUCCCAUUUUGCCCCUUCCUAAUGCCUUUGUAGUCAAUGUUGGAGAUGCUUUGGAGAUUUUCUCAAAUGGUAUUUACAAGAGUAUAGAGCAUAGAUCAAUGGUAAACUCAGAAAGAGAAAGACUGUCAGUAGCAACAUUUCAAAAUCCAAGAUUAGAUGGUGAAUUAGGUCCAGCUAAUAGCCUUAUUAAUGCUCAUAAUCCACCAAAAUUCAAAAAAAUUGGAGUCACUGAAUUUUAUAAAGGAUAUGUCACACGUGAACUUGUUGGGAAAUCAUACGUGGACACCAUUAAAAUUAAUUAGUAGUUGAAUUAAUUGUACGUAAGUUAAUCCUAUCAUUAUGAAAGGAUUAAAACAAAAUAAACAUCCCUUGAUAUAAU
Messenger RNA from Solanum stenotomum, 1193 nucleotides. Its product is annotated as protein SRG1-like. Lineage: Eukaryota; Viridiplantae; Streptophyta; Magnoliopsida; Solanales; Solanaceae. The record is from RefSeq and is a predicted model, not a curated record. The transcript has 4 exons. Bases 43 to 1116 code for a protein of 357 amino acids.